Messenger RNA from Falco peregrinus (peregrine falcon), 4590 nucleotides. RefSeq names its product RasGEF domain family member 1A (gene RASGEF1A). Gene Ontology annotation, biological process: positive regulation of GTPase activity; Ras protein signal transduction. The transcript is spliced from 13 exons. The record is from RefSeq and is a predicted model, not a curated record. Gene Ontology annotation, cellular component: plasma membrane. Lineage: Eukaryota; Metazoa; Chordata; Aves; Falconiformes; Falconidae. Gene Ontology annotation, molecular function: guanyl-nucleotide exchange factor activity. Bases 418 to 1911 code for a protein of 497 amino acids.
AAACCCAAAAAACAAACCAACCAAACAAAAAAAACCCAAACCAAAACCCAAGCAAACAGAAACAAUACAAAUAAAAAAUAAACAAACAAACCAACCAAAACCAACCAACCCCCCCUGAAAUAUCAAGUGUUUUAAAAAUAACAAGCCGCCCUUGCUACAAGCAGCAGCCCCCGGAGCAGCGCUGGCCCCGCUCCCCUCGCCCCGGCGGGGACGCCCCCCGCAGGCACGCGCCCCCCGCGCCGUUGCCCCGGCUCCGUUUGAACCGGCCACGCUCGCGCGCAGCCAACGGGGCGCCGCGCUGGGCCGUGACGUCACGGGCGGCGGGCGCGGGGCGGGCCGGCGGGCGGCAGCGCGGGCACGGGCGGGCAGAGCUGUCACAGCCGCGGGGCCGCCGGCGCUGCCGCCCUGCCCACGCGCAUGUACACGUCGCCCAGGAAAAUGAGGGAAACUAUGCCCCAGACGCCAAUAUUUUCCAGCAUGCUUGGUUCCAGUUGUAGUGGGCAAGUGCAGCCAGAUAUGGGAGAAAGGUGUGUGGACCCUGUUUAUCAGGAUGGGAACCUUGUUUCUGGAUCACUGGAGGCCUUGAUAGAGCGCCUGGUGCCCACUAUGGACUAUUAUCCAGAUAGGACUUACAUCUUCACUUUCCUGUUGAGCUCUCGAGUCUUCAUUCACCCACACGAGCUCCUGGCUAAAGUGGGGCAGAUCUGCAUUAAACAGAAGCAGCAGCUAGAAGCGGGGACUGAGGCAGAAAAGGCAAAGCUAAAAUCCUUCGCUGCCAAAAUCAUUCAGCUCCUGAAGGAAUGGACUGAAACUUUCCCCUAUGAUUUCCAAGAUGAGAAAUCCAUGAAAGAGUUGAAGGAGAUUGCUCACAGGAUCACCCAGUGUGAUGAGGAAAAUGGAACAGUGAAAAAGAUCAUUAGCCAGAUGACACAGAAUCUCCUGAUGGCCCUCUCCACACGGAGCCAGUACCAGGAAAUCAGAGAGAAAUUCCGGCAACCUGUUACCGACAAAGGCACCAUCCUCAAAACCAAGCCACAGUCAACUCAGAAGGACAUCCUGAGCGUGUGCUGUGACCCUCUGAUCCUGGCACAGCAGCUGACCUAUAUCGAACUGGAAAGAGUGAGCAACAUUUACCCAGAGGAUCUGAUGCAGAUUGUCAGCCACAUGGACUCCAUGGAUAAUCACAAGGAUAGGAUUAACAUGUGGCUGGUUCCCUUACAGUGCCGAGGCGAUGUGACCAAAACCUAUAACUUGGAGGCCUAUGACAACUGGUUCAAUUGUCUCAGCAUGCUGGUGGCUACAGAGAUUUGUCGGGUUGUAAAGAAAAAGCAGCGUACAAGAAUGGUGGAGUUCUUCAUUGAUGUGGCAAGAGAAUGCUUCAAUAUUGGAAACUUCAACUCAAUGAUGGCUAUUAUCUCUGGCAUGAAUCUGAGUCCUGUGGCACGGCUAAAGAAAACUUGGUCCAAGGUCAAAACAGCCAAAUUUGAUGUUUUAGAGCAUCACAUGGAUCCAUCCAGCAACUUUUGUAAUUACCGCACAGCCCUGCAAGGAGCUGCACAGCGAUCUCAGACUGCCAACAGCAAUCGAGAGAAAAUAGUCAUCCCAGUCUUCAACCUGUUUAUUAAAGACAUCUACUUUCUGCACAAAAUACACACGAACCGCUUGCCCAACGGGCAGAUAAACUUCAAGAAAUUCUGGGAAAUUUCAAGACAGAUUCAUGAUUUCCUGACAUGGAAGCAGGUUGAGUGCCCUUUUGAAAAAGACAAAAAGAUCCAGAGCUAUCUACUCACAGCACCCAUUUAUAGUGAAGAAGCUCUGUUCAUUGCAUCCUUUGAGAGUGAAGGUCCAGAAAACCACAUGGAAAAAGACAGCUGGAAAACACUCAGGACAACUCUGCUUAAUAGAGCCUGAGGAUUUUGGAUCUGAUCCGCAGACUUUGAAGCACAUUGAAUGAACACGUUUUUACAACCUGAAAGACUUGGACUGAGCUAAGAAAGACCUCACUGGCUGAGGUCUGUUUUGUAUAUACAGUAACUUUUAUGAAAUAAAAUGUGGUAAAUAUUUCACAUGUCAACCUUAAGGCACUUAAGUGAAGGGUUUUGGUUUUUUAUUUUAAAUAUAAGGGCAGGGCCCUGUUCUCAGAGAUGAAAUGUGUUGCGGGAGAUGGUAUCCCUGGGGAAAUCUUAUUCUAUCAGCAUCCAAAUUUUUAAUUUUUUAUUACUUCCACCAAAAUAAAAAUUAAAACACACAUCCCAACUAAAGCCAGUGUUCAGGUUAAAUACUCCAUUGGACCGGUAUCCUACAGAACACUCAACUUGUCUCUCUAGCUUUGAAGCGAAGGGUCUCCUUCAAAUCGGCGAUGCCACCCACACGUGUUAGCGAGUGUUUGUAGAGUCAAGGCCUUAGACAGCUGCAGUAAGCGCGUUCCUCUCCUACAUCAGAAAAUAGUGCCUUACAAGGUACUGAUACCGUUUAGUGUACCUUCUAUUACGCUGGACUGGAAGUAAAGAAAAUAAAAAUAUGGAUGUCUCAAAACCAGCUACAAUGUACUUUUUAAAUAAAACGGAGAAUAUGGCACAUGAAGUAGAGUAUACCUGCCUGUAACAUUGAUGGUGCAGCAAACAUAUUUUUGUUACACGAUUUGAAGAGGUAAGAUGGGGUAACUGCUGGGGGAUGUGCGUUUGUGUGUGAGUAUGUGUGCGUGCACGUGUGAAGAUGCACACAUGUCUAAGUUUUAAUACUUCUGGGAACUAUCCUUUAAAUUCUGGCUGUCAGAGUAGUUUGUGUUUUCCUUUCUUAAAAUCAGGGAUUUUUUUUGUUGUUUUGUUUAAGAGAAGGAUGUCUAACCUAGAUUAUCUCUGCAAAACAGGCUCAAUAUGUUUUUUUGGAAAAUAAAAAUCAUAUUUGAGCUAGGGAGAGGGAAGUAAACUCAGAUGUCCGAUUUGAAGUUAAGGCUAAGACUUCUGAGGAAGCUUAAGAAGAGUUCAUUACAACUGAACUGGCCAUUUAAUUCUCUUGGUUCCUUUGAAAACGCUAGUCUGCACUUACAGACAAUUAAAGCAAAGACCAACUGGUGAUGCAAGCUUCUUCUAGUAUUUUGAAAGCCACGGUUAACUGUCUGGGCCAGAACCCGUUGAAAUCUAAGGGGAAAACACCAGAAGAAAUUGGUCAAACCUUUGAACCCAGGUCAGUACCAAAAUUAGAGGUGAUCUGUAAACCUGCUGGUGCUUACCAUUUCUAAUUUCUCCUUUUAGUCUUGAGUUCAUACCUAAUUUGGCUAUCCAAACGAGCACCUGAGGAGCUUCUGUUAAGACUCAAGGUAUUCAUUUCCAGGAAAAAAAAAACCACCCCAAACCAUACUUCAAGACUUAUUGCAGAGAUCAGGUGAGAAAGUAAGAAUGAAAAAAAAAAAAAGACUUGGAUUAAAACCUCUUUCAUCUAAUGAACAAAUUAUUACCCGUGAAUAUCUGCUGUCCUUUCCAGUUGCUGUUCUCUUCAGGGUUGAGGACUGGAUAUUUGUAAAGAUAAUGACUUGAGCCAGACAGUUAGAUAAUUAUUUUUUUUAGUAUUUUACUUUUUAUACAGGGCCCUUGAGUUUACAGAGGUUACAGCCUCCCUUCUAGAGCCUUGCAGAGGACCUCUGCACAAGCUUCUUUAAAAAUUAUCAACUUUAAGUUAGAUGGUGGGUUUUUUUCUUAUUCUGCCUUCUGUUGAAGAAGGGGCAAGACUUGCUGGACCGAGGGUCUGCUUUAUUCCAGUCCAGUAGACUCUUCUCGCUGAGUGCCUACAACCAAGAGCAGUGCCACCGUUUCAUGUAGCAUCUGCGAUCACUUAGUAGAUAUUAUUUAUUGUAUUUGCCCUGCAGUAUGGUGAAAAAUUAAAGAGCCUUCCCUCUCUCCCUGUUCCAUUCCCCCCCUUGCCAAAUACUUAAAAUUAGAAGAGUAAGUUGGGGUAAGGGAGGGAGAAAAAUCAACAUUUUGCUAUUCCCAUAGCAUUGACGUCAAAGAGAAAAAGCAAGUUACGCCACAAAGGAGGAAGUAGAAGAAUACUAACUGUUAACAAAAACAGCCCAGAAAGGGGGAAGGAAUAAUUCUUAUGAUCUGCUGCUAUUUUUCCUGUGCUGAAGUACUGACCUUCAGCCAUGGAUUAGAGUAAGAAUAUUUAUACUGUAUUAUUACAGUGUUUUGCACUUUCAGAGAUGUUCUAGCUAGUAACAUUGUCGGACACUAUAAGAAGGAUUGUAUAUCAGCUUUGUUUAUGUAAUUGAAAUUUAAAAGGGAUGCUUAAAAUUUAAGAAAAAAUAUAUAUUUGAAAUGCAAUUUUAGAACACUUUCUGUAAAUGUAUAGAAAAGCUUUCACAUGAAUGUGCACUUCACCAGUCAAUCAGUCCUCGUAUAUACUUGAAAUCAAUGCAGUAUCCACAUUGGUUCCUUUUCUUUUUCCUCCCUCAGUUUGAUACAUUCCUUAAAUACUGUGUUUUGCUAUUCUGAGCUGAAAUGCUAAAUAUAAAGCUGUACCAUAAAGCAGGAUAUUCCGUGUUUGACUGGAUGUGCUUGCAUUAAUAAAAAAAAAAAAAAAAAAAGAAAAUAA